GCACCCGGCUGAUCCAGAUAUAUUUGAACAUCCACACAAGUCUCAGUCCCCGAGGAGGCAGUGCCGUGAGUGUUAGGGACGAGCCUGUUUGGAGGCACCCACAGUGAAGGAGCUGAUAGAGAGAGAGAGAAUAUCAGACUAAAUCAGAAGAAAAAAAUAGUGAUCGAAGUCUUGAAAACAGUGAAUUACCGAACCGUGUGACGUGAAGCCUCGAGACCGCAUCAUGAAGCCGCGACACUGACACACUCAAACUGUACGGUGGAGCACGAAUUCGGAGGUCGCCCUUGAACCAUAAACACCCUUGGAAUCCGACCCCAAACCUACGCAAAAGGAAAACAUACCAAAAAACAACAACGAGAAGAAAACGAGAAUGCGUGUGAGUCGAAACGCAAAAAGCGACUCGGGAGGAUGUUUCGGAGCUUCGGAGGCGUCGCAGCGGAGGUUGAACGGUGACCUUGGGAUGAAGACGCAAGAAGAAGAGGAGGAGGAGAAGGUGGUGAUGGUGGUGGUGCGGGGGCGUGGCGGGUCGUGCUGGAGGUCGGUGGUGGUGACGGCGGUGUUCGUGGUGUUGGCAUGCAUCACCGGAAGUGCUGAGGGGCAGUGUGACGGCUCCCCGCUCUACCUGGCCCCCGAGAACAGUUCCCUGCAUGUCGCCUUCCCCGAGGUGAACUGGGAUGCCCACAGCGGGACAUGGAGCCCCUACCAGUACUACCCCACGUCGGUGCACUGUACGUGGGUGGUGCGUUCCCCGGCUGCCCAUGUCCUCGUCGCCAUGUUCGUCCAGUUCGACACGGAGCAAGAUUAUGAUUUCGUGACCAUCUACGGCUCCGAGGCGCGGACGGAACAGCUGCUCCGAGUGUCCGGGGAUCUGACGGGAGACUGGCUGGUCACCUCGCCGGAGGACACCCUCGUCAUAGACUUUGUCAGCGACGAGUUCACCACCUACUCCGGCUUCCAACUGGCCUACCGCUACGAGCCCAGAGCAUGUGUGGACGGCGGCGUGACGGUGACGGAGGCCCAGCUCAUUGCCCUGCCCACCCUCAACUUGCGUGGGGUGCUCCCGGGUCCAGGCGGGGUCGAUGCUGCACUCACCCCCGCCGCCAAGAGCAAGCCCAAGAAUCUGCAGGCGGAAGUUCCCAAGGGCGGGGCGAGGUGGCAGGUUCGGGAUGGCGGAUCGUGGGUCGCCCGCGCGCAGUACCCCAUCUGGGUGAACUGCACUUGGCGUGUGGCCGUGUCCCAGAGGCAGGUGGUGGAGCUGGAGGUGCUGCGCUUCAACACUCCGGAGAGGGACUUGCUGAAGGUGUGGGAGGUCGGUGUCGGGGGAGCCAGGCCGCUGCUUCAACACGGCGGAGGAGACGUGCCCCAGCGCCGCUCCUUCCGGUCCUCACGCCCUCUCCUCAUCACCUUCCUGGCCCAGUCUGGCGAGGGGGGCGUUGGCUUCCUGCUGGACCUAACCUACAUCACCAGGGCAUGUGACCCCCCGGUUCAGGUGUUGGGGGCCCCUCGUGGCUUAGUCGGGUACCCCCACUAUAACCUGCUGCUUGGGGACGGCCGGAACCAGCAGGGGAGUCUAGGAAAACCGGCAUGGCGUACUGAAGAGCGACAGGAGGAGCAAGGACGCAGGGACAGCGGAGGGGCGGUGCACUAUGGUCCGGACUCCUGUAAGUGGGUCAUACGUGCCCCCGCCGGCUACACCUUGAACCUGACCGUGCUGCAUCUGGACACACGCCCCCAGGACCCCAUCAAGGUGGUGGAGGGCGACGCACUGGUCUUCGCCCUCAGAGGAAGUGUGGCCACCAAGAAGAGCUUCGUCUCACAGGGCUCCGAAGUGACCCUCAAGUUCGACCCCGAGGAGGAUACCGAUAACACUGGCUUCCUCCUGCAGUACUCUUGGCUCCUGGAGAAGUGUGGCGGGGAGGUCAAGGUCGAGGGGUCAGAUCAGAUCAAGUCACCGUUCUACCCCGACACGUACGGCCCCAACGUGACCUGCCAGUGGAAGUUGACCCCGCCGCCUGGCCACCUGUUGCACCUGCUAAUUACGAGGCUGAAGCUUGACGCCGGUGACUCCCUACAGGUGACGGACGGCGACAAGGACUUGAAGGUGACAUGGGACCCGAGUAGCCCAGCGAGUCGCCUCCUGGAGCUGCGUCCCGACCCCUCCGUCAGCCUCUUCUUCAGUAGUGACUCGCAGCGCAACGACGGGUACUUCCUCAUCAAGUACGCCGCCUUCACCCUCGGCAGCUGCGGGUUCGAUUUGUCUCCCUGCGGAUGGACCACGAUGGACCCCCUUCAAGCCUGGGCCUUCCACCCUUCCCAGGGCAUGAUGGUAGUGACUGAGAACUCCCCCGCAGGACUCCAGCUGCCACGAGGGUACAGAGCCAUCCUGGUCUCCCCUUGGGUCACGCCGCUCGCUGGCACUCCCAGCACCACCACCGACGAUGACCUUGAACACGUGUGCCUGAAGUUUGACUACCUGAUGGAGGGCCCCGAUACCUUCCUCCUGUCGGCGUGGCUGGUGCAGAAGGACAGUGACCAACGCGAAGUCCUCAGCCCCUCGCCCCUCGCCUAUGUCUACGGGCCCCACGGCAACCGAUCCCUCACCGCCGCCGUCAAUUUCACCGUCCCUGACACCGCCACCUUCAGGGUGCUGAUGAGGUACGAGCGUGGCUACGGCCCUGACUACCGUGCGGGCGUGGGCGGCGUGUGGGUGGGGCGCGGGCGGCAGUGCGGGCGGGAUCUGGACCAUCUGCGGGCCACCAGCUGUAACUUCACGAAGGACCUCUGCGGAUGGACCAACACACACACAGACCACACCAACUGGCUGGUGACUGAACACGGGGUUGAAGCUGUGGUCCACGGUGGCAGCGCGGACGGUGAGCAGCAGUGGGCCGACCUUACCUCCCCUGUGGUACCUCGGGGUGAACUGCGGCAGAAGGAGGAGCAGGAGAAGGAGGGGGAGGAGGGGAAGGGAGGAGCAACGUGCCUCAACCUCCUGUACCGCAUGUUCUCCGGCAACACUGAGCUCCGGGUUGUCCUGCGUCGCCUGUCUGCUGCCGGGGCCGAGGGAGCGCAGGAGGAGGAGGUGCUGUGGAGCCAGGGCCGCGUCGAGAGUCCAGGUGUGCUCCAGGCCCUCGUUAACUUGCCCCAGGUGCUCCCUAGUCAGUACCAGCUCGUUCUGCGGGCGGUCGGCGUGAGCAGGGCUGGCGACGGAGGAGCGGGCGGGGGCGUGGCAGUGCAGGCGGCGAGGCUGGAGGCUGGUCGGUGUUCUGGAGGCGCCUCGUGUUCAUUCGACCGUGGAUUCUGCUCGUGGAAGGUCUCGUACACCGGCGGGACCGUGUGGUACAUCAAGCCCCACCAGGGUACGUAUGGUUUGCCCCACGCCACGCCAUACCAUACAUCUCUCCUGCUCUCUGACUCCUGCCUCAUCAGCGAGACAGUCCCCUCGUCAGCCCACGCGCGAGCCUUCACCUUCAGGUACAAGGUGACGGGGACGAGCAGGUGCCUUUCCGUGCUUCAGCGUGUCGUGUCUGACCGAGGCACUGUAACGACCACCAACACCACCACCACCACCAUCUGGAGCCAGUGUCGAGGCAAGGGGGACCACUGGCUGUACGAAUGUGUGACCCUCCCUCCAUCAGCGCUGCCCUACGAGGUGGUGCUGAAGGCGACCGCUGACGAGGAUUCCACCGAAGUUUGGAUCGACGACGUUCAGUUGUCAUCCGGGACCUGCAACUCCACCCUGCCGCAGGACACUCUAGGUUCAGGCGUCUAUGGCAAUGGGUUUGGAUCCUACUCACCUCUGAACUCCCUCACACUCUCCUCCGGGCUCGACACCCCCAGCUUCACCCCUGGUCUGAGUGGGCCCCCGCAAUGGAGGUGUGAGCCCCGGGGGUCCCUGUGUGGUAUGACCCAGCCGAGCACGGGACUGAGGGACUGGGUGUACGUGGAGGCGACGCGGCCAGGCCAACACUUCAACGCCAGCUCCACCCCCCCCACCCCCCCGGCCCCCACCACCACCACCACCACCACCAGACCAGGCGCCUCCCAGCAGUCCGGCCACCUCGCCUGCAGGGACGGUAGCCCCCUGCAGGAGGAGUGGUUCUGCGACGGCGUGGAGGACUGUCCCGACCGCAGCGAUGAAGAGGACUGCGAGUGCGUGAAGGAGCCUGGCCAGAAGACUUGUGGGGCGCCCUCUUCGACCCCCGACCUGAACCUGGGCUCCGGUGUGUGUGCCCUCGACGCCUUCAAAUGCCCCACAGGUCGCGCGUGUCCUCCUCGCGGGUGUGAGGCGGGCGCUGGUCCGUGCCUCCCGCGGGCGUGGCUGUGUGACGGCGUGGAGCACUGCGUGGGCGGCGAGGACGAGGCCGCCUGCGUGGGGGUGAGCAGACCCGCCCCCCGCGAGACAGCAAACGAGGUGGUAGAGCCCCGAUCUGUGCCAACGGCGAUAGAUGUGGCGGCGGCGGCGGCGGCGGCUGCGGCCAGAGCUGCGAUGAAGACGAGCCCGGAAAUAUCAACCUCUGAAGCUGCGGCGGCGGCGGUGGUGGCGGCGGCGGUGGCGGCGGCGGCGACGAAGGUGAUGGAGUGUUCUGGCGGGCUGUUGGUGCCGCAGGCGUGGCGGUGUGACGGGCGCAAGGACUGUCCCCUCGACGGCCUGGACGAGGUGGGAUGUGCGUACUGCAGCACCGGGGAGUUCAUUUGCCCUCACUCCGGCGUGUGUGUGCCGCGGGGCCAAGUGUGUGACGGGGCCGCCUCCAUCUCCUCCUGCAGUGACGAGCUCUUCUGCGAGGCCUGCCCACCUGCUCACUUCGCCUGCGACGUGUGUGUGCCCAGCUGGCAGAUUUGCGACGGCGUGUGGAACUGCGAGAACGGCGAGGACGAGAGGAAGUGCACAGGUUUGGGCGUGGGCUUGGGCAUGGUGGAGGCGGGUAUGAGGGUAGCGAGGAAGUGUGAGGCCCCGGAACCCUACCGCUGCCCCUCGGGACUCUGCCUGCCCGAGUCUGCCCUGUGUGACCGCCACCUCGACUGUCCCGACGGUGAUGAUGAGAAGCACUGCCUGGAUGAUAAUUUUGACGUGCCGCGCUACCUCUCCGUCAGCGUGCCACCUUUGUCGCGGGGGCAGUUCGGUGGUACCCCCAGCCGCCUCGUCACGCCCCCACUGGAGCAGCCGGAGGGCAUGGCAGGUGUGCUGGCCUUCAGGUACCGGCUGGACGCGUGGACGGGACCCUCCAACCUGACCCUCACCGUGGAGGUCGUGGACGCCGAGGACUCUUCUGAGGGCGUGCGGGCGUGGGCGUUGUGGCGGCAGAGCGGACACAAAGGACGCGAGUGGCUGACGGAGAAUGUGCUGGUGCCGCCGAUGCCUGGGGUGACCAAGUACAAGUUGGCCUUCCUCCUGACUGACCACCACCACCAUCACUACUACGACUCCCAGCAAGUACACCUGUCUCACCUGUCCUUCAGAGCCACCCAGCCCCGCGCUCUCAACCCCCUAGGCGCCGAGAUGCUGAGCUGUGAGUUCGCGGACAGUCUCUGCGGGUGGUCACAACCGAGCGUUCAUCACGGCUACUCCUGGGUGUACGCCCGCGCCUCGCCCCACACCCGCCGCACAGGACCCAUCACAGGUUACCCAGGAGAAGGUGACUCUGGCUUCGUUUUCGCUGACUCCCUCUACGGAUCUGAGGGCAGCACCGCCGACCUGAUGAGCCCCCCGCUGAUGCUGCCCGACGCUCCCGAGAAGUCCAUUUGCUUCGGGUUCGCGCUGUUCUUGUACGGCUCCCAGGUGUCGCAGGUAUCAGUGCUCGCCCUCCAGCACCUGCCCAGCGGCAUGCACUCCACGCAGCUCUACGAGGUGGCGGGUGGGCGCGGCCUGAGCUGGGUGUCGGUGAGCGUCACCGUGCGGCCCGAGCACCUGGAGGACGUGUCCCUGCCGCUGGUGCUGGCGGUGCGGGCGCGUCGAGGGGCGGGGCCUGAGGGAGACAUCGCCCUGGACCACCUAAGUGUGCUGGCCGGGCCCUGCCACCUCCACCCCUCCCUCCAGCCCAACAUCACCCUGCACCCCACUCUCGCCCACCCCGACGCCCUUGCUCUCACCGCCGGCCCCACCCUCACGCCCCUCCCAGCUCGUGACCCGCCCGACGAUCCUGAACACCCCUUGGAGGACUCCUGCUCCGGCCGCGACACCUGCAGCAGCUGUGUGUCAGGGCAGGGCGCUGGCGUGCAGGCGUGUACUUGGUGUGACCUGACGCUGCGGUGUGUGGGCAGCCGCUCGCCCGCCGCCGCCGCCUGCCCGCUCCACCUGGCCGUCCACCACAACACUUCGGAAGCCGAGGAGCGCCGUGGGCCGGGUUGGUGUCCUCAGCUCACGCCGCAGCAGAACACGCGGGUGCUGGUGGCCGCCGGCUCCUCCCCCGUCCUCAGCUUCAGCGUCACCAACAUACAGGCCACACAGACAGACAGCUCCUGGUCUUGCGUCUUCGAGUCAACAGAAGAAGACGAGGAAGAGGAGGAGGGGAAGAGGGAAGAGGAGGAAGAGGCCAAAACACAGCUUGAAGGACAGGGUAAAGGAAGACCGGUGGAGGGAAACGAGGAUACGGAAGAGGAGAGGAAACAAACAGAGGAGGAGGAAAAUACAGUGGACGGAGGCGAGAGCGAGUUUGAUUUCAAGAGGAAGCGGAGGGAAGAGAAAAAGAGUGCGGAGGAGGUGAAGAAAGUGACCAAGGAAUCGCUGAGGUUACCCGGCUUCUUCCAGGGGCGCGUGUUUACCGUGGGAGGACCGUCGGGCGUGGGCGUGGGGGUACGGGAGGGCGUAGGUGUGGGCGUGAUUCGGUGUGGGGACGGCGUGAGUGAGCUGCGUCCCGCCCAGCCACGCCCGCGCGCCCUCUACGCCGUGAAGCUUCUCUCUCCAGCCGGGGCAACCAUCGACAACCUGGCCCGUGUGGAAUUGGAGAUGUACUCGUGUGGCCAGCUCUCGUCUUCCUCCUGCCCCAGCUGCGUCGCCGUCAACGCCUCUUACACGUGCGGGUGGUGUGUGGUGGCCCAGUCCUGCACCAUCCACGCCCACUGCCCCGGAGCCUCCUGGGUGGGGCACGGGCGAUCCUGCGACCUGGAGGAACAGCGGAAGACCCAGGGGGAAGACGCUGGUGGGCUGGGUAUGGUGGGUGAAGAGCUCCUUGGCCUUGGGGAGCCUCUGCAUCACCUCGGGGAGAACGCCAAGAGUGACCUAGACUUGGACUUGGCGGGGGGCUUGCUGGGAGGAGCCGACCAGCCCUCCCUCACCCGCGACGACGAGGAGGAGGACGAGGAGGAGACCAAGACCAGUGAGAGGAGGCGAGGCAACAAGCGGAAGAAGGCGCAGGAGGUGAAGAGUGGCGGCAGCGAGGCGGAGGAGGAGGCGGAGGAGGAGGGAGAGGACGGCGAGGAGGAGGAAGGCGAAGGAAACACUGUUGAUGACCUGCUAAGUGACCCCGGACCGAGGAAAGGCCGCGGCAAGAAGAGGGGAGGCCGCAAGUCGCUGAAGGGCAAACUGAAGGUCACGGGCAGAGGGCGAUCCUUCCUACGUCUCCCGCAGCAUCCAGGACUCUACGUAGCAAGGGACACGUGGCGACUACACACGGGGCGUCAGUACUACAUCCCCGUGAGCAGGAAGACGCUCGUUAACCUGGGCUUCGUGAGGCAGGUGACCUUCGGCAGCCUGGCGCAGGAGAAGACCAGGACCGUCCUCAUCAACGGCACCUGGAAGAAAGCGGCAGGCUACUACGUGGACCUGUACGAGAAAGUGGACAACCCGCCCGUAACCUCCCUCAUUACCACCAGCAGGAGCGUCUUCGAGCAGCUGAUGGCGCAGCUCUCCACGGAACAGUAGCGACGGGGGUGGAUGGGAGGAAGGGGUGGAAGAAGAAGGAGGGGAAUGGAGGAUGAAUGGAAGAGAGGAAAGGGACUGAUGGAUGGGUGGAGAGAAAGAAUGGAAGAAGGGGAGAGGAAUGAAGGAUGGAGAGAGAGAGAGAGAGAGAGAGAGAGAGAGAGAGAGAGAGAGAGAGAGAGAGAGAGAGAGAGAGAGAGAGAGAGAGAGAGAGAGAGAGAGAGACAGACAGACAGACAGACAGACAGACAGACAGACAGACAGAGACACACAGAGACACACAGAGACAGAGACAGAGAGAGAGAGAGAGAGAGAGAGAGAGAGAGAGAGAGAGAGAGAGAGAGAGAGAGAGAGAGAGAGAGAGAGAGAGAGAGAGAGAGAGAGAGAGAGAGAGAGAUUGUCCCCACCCUAUUCCCUUCCCGUCAAAGCGAAUCCACAAGAGGUACUUUUUAUAAGCCUUUCAGUUCUUCCUCACAUGUAUAGUCACGUAGGUUUAGCUUGCACGGAAUUGCUGACUCCACUAUGUUGUCUACGUGCGCAAGGAACACUGUAGAAGUAGGUGGUAGUGUAGUGGCGUUGACUGCAAUUGUGUUAUCUUUAGUGAAGUAGUUUUAACGUAGCCUGUAUAGCGGUUCCAUGUGUCAUCCGCGUGGUGGCUGCUUAUGUACCCAAUCUCGUACGUCAUUAAACUACUUUCUUGUCCUCUCUUUUCUGUAAAUAGUCGUGAAGGUGAGGGUGUUUGGCAGGGCUGGGAGGAGGAGGACGCGUGGAUAGCGGACAAGAACUGGUAGACUUGUAUAGUUAGUGUUUAUUGACCAAAGGAAGACCUGGAAGCGUGUGAAAACCCUUCUGUACUGUGGUCUGAUUUCCCAUUGCACCGAUCCCGCUCCCACCCUGUCCGUGCACUUCAUCUCGGGUUCGUUCAGUGCGUCUAUGAAUAAAGUGUGCAUGAGGACCUCUUGAUGCUGUGCUUCCUCCCAUCACAUUCACGACAUACUAAUACGACGUUUGAAAAUAUCCGACGCAAGGCACAAAUUUUAAUAACGGGAGUGAAAACUAACUUACAUAAACAGGGGGUCGUCAUGGCGCUUCUGGUCGUGUUAGUGGUCGUUGGGGCUGUACUGGUCGUCGUGGUCGUGGUUGCGCUGCUGGUCGUGUUAGUGGUCGUUGUGGGUGUGCUGGUCGUUGCCGUGGUCGUUCUGGUUGUUCAGGUUGUGGUGAUACCCAGUCUAUGCUUCCAAUAAUAAUAAUAAUCAGUAUUUUCCGGAUG
Eriocheir sinensis (Chinese mitten crab) is the source of this 9128-nucleotide messenger RNA. RefSeq lists its product as uncharacterized. Gene Ontology annotation, cellular component: plasma membrane. Gene Ontology annotation, molecular function: protein binding. Lineage: Eukaryota; Metazoa; Arthropoda; Malacostraca; Decapoda; Varunidae. Bases 371 to 7861 code for a protein of 2496 amino acids. The transcript is spliced from 40 exons. The record is from RefSeq and is a predicted model, not a curated record.